AUAACCUUUAGACCAGGUUCCUCGACUACCCAAUUCAGAAAGGUUCCGUAAGAAACUUUUAUUCGGAAAGGUUUCCCGUAGUUCUUCCGUCGUGCACCUUUACGGAUGAUGACAACAACAACAACAACAACAGCUGUGUAGCUCCUGCUGCUGUAGCCUCCUCUGCUCUCUACAUAUUAUUAGGGCGGGGCGUUGGAGGAGAGAGAGGGGGAGAAUGCAGCCUUCGCGGUCUCUGCUCCGCUCUCUGGGAUCGUCCAUGAAAUGAUGGCCAGUGGCGCGAUCCCUCCAUCCAUUUCGGCGACCUAUAGCGGAUGUUAGGACGUCUGUUGAACAAUCGACCACCACGUUUCAGAUAUGGCCAAUAUCGCCACAUUCUGACCCUGCAACGAUACCGAGUGGAUGAUCUAGGACUGGGGGGGAGACGGUUGUGCUGCUCCCAGGGUUGGUGAAGAGAGAGAGAGCGAGCGAGAGGAUAGCUCGAUGGUCUGAUUCUGCAGAACAUUCGCCAUUGUUUGGAUGUGCAAGUCGCCGGCGAGCCCCGAAAACAGAAGACAGAUCGACUCCUUUAAUGACCUGCAGAAGAGAUAUCAUGAUCUCAUCGUUGCCUUACGUGCUGUGUCUGCUGGGAUGUUUACAGACCGCUCUCUGUUUCCGGGUGUCUGUUAAGGAUGGGGACUGGAUCAUUGCUACCCUGGAGCCUUCUGACCUGCGAGAGAAUGUGACGGGGUACGCUACCCGGGUCAUGGGGGAACCACGAACACACCUACUGCCAUUCCUGAACCAGUCUGACCCCACAGCCAGUCCGCUGGUCUUCAACUCCUCCCACCACGGACUCUGCUACACCGUCAGUCUGCUGCUCCGCCAGGGGAAGAGCUGGUCCAAGCCCAUCCACACCGUGGUUCUGCUCACCAAACCGCGUCCAGUGGACAACGUGGUAAUAUCAGACUACCAGGAGGCUCCAGAAACAGGGGUGGUGUUUGAGAUAAGCUCCCCAGAAAACAAUGUGUUCAGUCGGGUCAACAUCAGCUAUGCAGAGGGUCGGGAGCAGAGAUACAUGCUCUAUAAAGAUUUCUACAAAGGGAAGACAGUGUUUAAACACUGGCUUCCUGGAACAUGUUACAGCAACAUCUCUUUCCAGCUGAUCUCUGAAGCUUCAGUCAACAGAACCACCCUGGUCCGACGCAGUGACCUCACCCACGAGCCAAGACAACACAGGACAGUGCCCAACCCACCCCUCAAUAUCUCCCAUAAGAUCAUCCCUCUCAGCCAGAGGGCCAAGCCAGGGGCCACCCAGGAAAACCCUCAAUCCCGGUGGGCAAGGGACGUCCCCCUGAUCGAAGAACAGGUCGUGCAGGUGAACCAGGAAAUACAAGAAGUGUUGUCAGAACAGGUGGUGGGACUGGCCACACAGGUCCCAUAUAGCACUGCCCCCCAGAGGAACAACAGCUCUGAUGACUACUCCACCACUAACUUCAACACCACUGAAGAAGACAUCACAACAGUGCCCUAUUGGCCAGAACCCACUGGCCCCUCCCCUCGGAAUGGGGAAGAGGAGUUUGUGAAUGCGGUGGUUUCCGAGUAUGAGGACACCAAUGACCAAGGAUCAGCCAUGGGUCUGCCCCCAGAGACCUCCGUCAACCCCCCUCGUCUGCCUCCCGUUCUGUUGGAGCUACGCUGGCUGCCCCCCCGAGCCCCAACCACCUAUGAUGGAUUCAACAUCUACAUCUACAGGGAAGGUAACAUUACAGAAACAGCCACAGUGGAUGAGAACACCCAUGAGUUUUUCACAGAGCUGACAGAGUCUGGUAUUUACAGAGUCCAGGUCACCACACUGAGCUCCACAGGAGAUUGUGAGGCCAGAGAGAGUACUACUAAAACAGGGAUAACCUUCUACCUCAGUCCUACUGGAGAGGUAUUGGACCAGCCCCAGGAACGCCCCCGGGGGGUCAGUAUCAGGCUGCUGGGAUCCAGUACUGCAGCGGUGACCUGGGCCCAGUCCUCUGAGAGCCACAAUGGUAGCCUGGUGUCUGUGCUGUCCCUCACCUGCCACCGUCCAAGCCUCAGCCAGCGCAUGGAGAACACAUACUGCAAUGAGGAGAACACGACCACUGACAUCCUAUCAAACCUAACUCCUGGGGCCCAGUACAGAGUUCUGGUGUACCAUACUAACGGGCCACUCAUCAGCCCCCCGUCAGAACCUGUCAUCAUAGACAUCGAGCCAACAGGGGUACGGGAGCUGGUGGUAUAUUCUCUGAGCCCGACGGCAGUCAUCCUGUCGUGGCAGAGGCCAUACCACGUUGCCUUCAGGAAGUAUGUUCUGCAGACGUUCUUCUUCAACCCUGUCACGCUGGCCUCUGAGUGGACCACCUACUAUGAGAUUGCUGCUACAGCCUCUGUAAUCGCAUCCGUGAGAGUAACAGAUCUGUUGCCUGCCUGGUUCUACAACUUCCGUGUUUCCAUGGUGACCUGGGGCGAUCCCCCACUCAGCUGUUGUGACAGUUCAACGGUCAGCUUUAUCACAGCUCCAGAAGCCCCACACAUCUCCUCAGUAGAAUACAGCCAUGGGACUUUGUACAUUCGCUGGACCUAUGGAGAGCUCUUCAUAGACAUGUCCCACUCCAGGAUGCUACACUGGCAGGUCAAUGCUCAGAGCAGGAAGGGCUCCAGGAGAAGCUACUCUACUGAUGUGACUCGUAAUGUGAUGCGGGCCAGCCUGGCACUGCCUCCGGGAGACAUCUACAACCUGACCGUCACGGCCUGCACUGAAGGAAAACACAAUUCAUCUGUCCCUUACAUAAUUAAACUGGAACCAGCCCCUCCACGGUCGCUUUAUGCGGUCAACGCCACCCACUCCUCGGUGACCUUACUGUGGACUGAGGACGGAGUGGUUGACUUCUACCAGGUCCUCUGUAAACCCAUCAUCUCCAAUAACCGCGAUCUCAAGGCUCCAGAGGUCCUAACUGCCCAGUACCAUGUUGUGACCAUAUCCGGCCUGCUGCCGUCCUCCUCCUAUAACUGCACUGUCAUCAGCUACAGCUACAGCACCCCCAGCCAGCCAGUCUACAUUCACAUUACAACUACAGCCAGAGAGAUGAACCCCAGUAUAGCCGCUAUCUCUGCUCUGGCGGUCCUCAGUAUCCUGCUUCUCAGCCUGCUAGUCCUUUUCCUGCUGGUGCUACGCAAGAAACAUCUGCAGAUGGCCAGGGACUGUGGGGCAGAGAGCUUUGUCAACUUUGCUUCGUUUGAGAGAGACGGGAAACUGCCAUACAACUGGCGAAGGAGCCUCUUUGCCUUCCUUACCCUCCUGCCCUCCUGCCUUUGGACUGACUAUCUUUUGGCUUUUUAUAUUAAUCCUUGGAACAAGACUGCUUUAAAGAAACGGAAGCUUACAAGCCCGGUCCAGCUUGAUGACUUCGAAACUUACCUCAAAGACAUGAACAAAGACUCAGCCUACAAGUUCUCACUGCAGUUUGAGGAGUUGAAGAGUGUGGGCCUGGAUCUUUCCCAUGAUGCAGCCGACCUGCCCAUCAAUAGACCCAAGAACCGAUACACCAACAUACUGCCCUAUGACUUUAGCAGAGUGAAGCUUAUCUCUUUACACAACGAUGAGGGUUCUGAUUACAUCAAUGCCAACUACAUACCAGGCUAUACAUCUCCAAAGGAAUACAUCGCCACGCAGGGUCCCUUGCCUGAGACCAGGAACGACUUCUGGAACAUGGUGCUGCAACAGAAGAGCCACAUCAUUGUAAUGUUGACGCAGUGCAACGAGAGGCGCAGGGUCAAGUGUGACCACUACUGGCCAUUCACAGACGAGCCUGUGGCCUAUGGCGAGAUCAGUGUAGAGAUGUUGUCAGAAUCAGAGUCCCCUGAGUGGACAAUACGCAACUUCAGACUGGGAUACGCGGAUGUUUCUCAGGACGUUCUCCAUCUAAAUUACACAUCCUGGCCGGACCACGGUGUUCCCACAGUCAAUGCCAUUGAGAGCAUUCUUCAGUUUGUACACAUCGUUCGUCAGCAGGCCAAUCGCACCAAGGAACCUAUCGUGGUACACUGCAGUGCUGGUGUGGGCCGGACAGGGACCUUUAUAGCCCUGGACCGACUGAUGCAGCAUAUUAGGGAACACGAGUUCAUUGACAUUUUGGGGAUGGUAUCUGAGAUGAGGUCCCAUCGACUCUCCAUGGUCCAGACUGAGGAGCAGUACGUGUUUAUCCACCAGUGUGUCCUUCUCAUGUGGAAGAAGAAGAAGCAGCAAUCCAUCACCAGCGAUGUCAUCUACGAGAAUGUCAGCAAGUCCUAGUGACUGCCACCUGCGCAACAUGGCGUCAUCAUUUUGAUUCAGGCCUCCGUUCUUCCACUAAGACACAUUUUAUCAUCAAUACCAAAAACAACAAGACAGACUCAUCUGACAACACAAGAAGAAUAUCAUCAAUAUGGUUUUAGUUCUGCAGGCAUGGAACUAGCCUUUUCCACUGACUGCCUGACCGAGAUGUCAUCCUCUGUGAGGUGGAUGUCAUCCUCUAUGAGGUGGAUGUCAUCCUCUAUGUGGUGGAUGUCUAUCCUCUGUGAGGUGGAUGUCUAUCCUCUGUGAGGUGGAUGUCAUCCUCUAUGAGGUGGAUGUCAUCCUCUAUGUGGUGGAUGUCUAUCCUCUGUGAGGUGGAUGUCUAUCCUCUAUGAGGUGGAUGUCUAUCCUCUAUGAGGUGGAUGUCUGUCCUCUAUGAGGUGGAUGUCUAUCCUCUAUGAGGUGGAUGUCUAUCCUCUAUGAGGUGGAUGUCUAUCCUCUGUGAGGUGGAUGUCUAUCCUCUAUGAGGUGGAUGUCUGUCCUCUAUGAGGUGGAUGUCUAUCCUCUAUGAGGUGGAUGUCUAUCCUCUGUGAGGUGGAUGUCUAUCCUCUGUGAGGUGGAUGUCUAUCCUCUGUGAGGUGGAUGUCUAUCCUCUGUGAGGUGGAUGUCUAUCCUCUGUGAGGUGGAUGUCUAUCCUCUGUGAGGUGGAUGUCUAUCCUCUGUGAGGUGGAUGUCUAUCCUCUAUGAGAAUAGACAUCCAUGAGGUCUAUCCUCCUGUAGUUUCAACAGAACAGACUGAGACUUGAGGAUCCGGGAGGGAGGGGUUCCCUUGCGAAAGGGAAAGGACGUUGUUCAAUGGGAAAAUGUAUCCUUUCUCUUCUCACACAGCAACGUACUGGACCUGAACUGAAGUAGAGAUGGCCAUGUCAUAACUACUGUAUCAUUUAAUUUGUUUUCUCUCUCAGGGUCAACUGACACCCAGCCACACAUGCCUAAUGCUGUCUGACUGUCUGCUACCUUCCUGUACGUCUUGUGAACAGUUACACUUCUGACCCAGGGACAAUGUCUGACUGGAAUGGUUGAAUGCUAGCAGGCCUGCCGUGGUUUAACACUAGCAGACCUGCCAUGGUUUAAGGUUUAAAGCUAGUGACCUGCCACUGGUAGCAGAAGGUUGUGUUUGACAGUAGUGUGGCAGGUAUUCUAGUGUGUGUACAUACUGUCCGAUACACUUUGUUCAUAUCCUAAAGCUCACAGAGUACUAACCUUAGCGUUCACAUCUCACAAAAUCUCCUGCUGCAGAUAGCUUCCAUUCUGAACAUGCUCUAGGAUGUUGCACUGCCCCCUAAAUGGGAUCACCCACCUGGCUAGGAAAGACGCACCGCUUUUUCAGACUGACAGCUUGGAGGAAAGAAUUCCCACUACCGCCAUGAGAGACAUGGGCUGUGGAAUUCCAGUUCAGAAGCCAGACUGUGGCUGUGUUGUUGUGUUUGCCCUGGGGUGGUCAUGUGGUAAGGACAGGGACAGCAGUGUGUCUCUCUGCCCCUCUGCUACAGCAGUGUCUGCUCUACUAUGGAGAACUAACAUUUCUGCUCUACUUGGUUAUCAGUGUCUCUGCAGCAGGGUUUUUUAACCUACUCUGGAUAGUGGGUUGAUUUUUGGGGAACUGUUAUUUAUAAAAAAAAAUGUGGUUGUAUUACUGAUAAUGUUAUUAAUACUAUAAGUAUUACAUACAUUACACUCUGUUUAUAAUAAUAGUAACUGGGAUGUCUGUAUCUACAACUUUCACUGAGAAAAUAUACAUUGAAGUUGCAAGAUGAGAAAGUUGUGCAACUCUACGCUUGUUAAUCCUCCAGUAUUGGAACGGAAAAGUGUGUAACCACUGCUGAAGUGUGGCCUAGCAGGCUGAAGAAAACUAGAAACCUUUUACACAUCAUUAAAACAAGCAAUGUCUUAGUUCCCAACCCCGGGAACACCUGGCCUAUCUGCAUGGGGUACUUGAGAAGACAUGGCUUACUGAUAUACCAUACACAGCAGGAGGUGCUCCAGGGUAGUUGGUGGAACCACUGCUGUAGAACGUUCUGAUUCAUUUAAACACCUUGUUUACUAGGUAAGUGUUGAGACAUGAACGAUGCACAAUGUAAAUGUGCAUAUUAGAAAAGGCACUUCCUGUGUCCCCAAGCGAUGUCACAUCUGUGACAUCACUGGAACAGCCAAACUCCAGGAGGAAGUGACUGGAGCUUGCACCUCAUCUGAGACAACUAGACACCAGGGAAAUGGAACAACCAGCAAAUCAAAAAAACUGUAUAUUUAGUUCACACUGUAGCUCAGAAUUACCCGGGUACAUUAUUAUUGAUGUCCAUUAUUAUUGAUACAUUAUCAAUGUUCACUGUUUACUAAACAAAGGGAUCACUACAUUACCAUUCAAAACUUUGGGGUCACUUAGGAAUGUCCUUGUUUUCAAAAGAGAACCACAUUUCUUUGUCCAUUAAAAUAAGACCAGAUAGAUCAGAAAUACAGUGUUCAUUUUGGUAGUGACCACUGUAGCUGGGAACGUGAUAUUUAAUGGAAUAUCUACAUAGCCGUACAGAGGCCCAUUGGCCAAUGGCACGUUGUGUUUGCUAA
Molecule: messenger RNA, 6901 nt
Organism: Esox lucius (northern pike)
Lineage: Eukaryota; Metazoa; Chordata; Actinopteri; Esociformes; Esocidae
Gene: ptpro
Product: protein tyrosine phosphatase receptor type O
Exons: 26
Coding region: 569-4297 (1242 amino acids)
Biological process (GO): peptidyl-tyrosine dephosphorylation involved in inactivation of protein kinase activity; podocyte differentiation; regulation of glomerular filtration
Cellular component (GO): plasma membrane; GABA-ergic synapse; glutamatergic synapse
Molecular function (GO): Wnt-protein binding; protein tyrosine phosphatase activity; cadherin binding
Source: RefSeq, a predicted model, not a curated record